GUAUUCAAUUUAUAUUAAGUGAAUCUCAUUCGGCGUAGUGUUUUUAUGACAGAUAGUUUAUUUUACACAUCGAGACGGACGUGUACACAUAAUCUGAAUAAGCGGAACUCAGACAACUUAUCUAAGCACAUGAUAAUACAAGCACAUUUAAGCGUUGCAAAAGUCAUUUGACAUUUCAUAUUUCUGAAACGAUUUAUCCCAAACGUGCGUCGGGGUCGCAUGCACUUCGCGUCGAAGCGAUACAAACAGUAUCAUUAGUAGCCUUUUGUUGCGAACACAUUUCUUAUCAUAACUAUUUUUCGAAAUAAAAACUGGUUCCUAAGUGAUUGAAAUAAAUGAAAUUGUUUUACCGUGUUGAAUGCAAACAGUUUGCAAUUGGUUGAAGCAUUUUUACUGAAAAAAAAAACAUUUGGAGGCGUAUUUUGAUUUCGAAUUUAUUUAUUUUUUUGUAUCUGGUCAAAAAUUUUGCUUAAACAUUUAAAUGGUGCGAAGUUAUAAAGCUGAUUAGUUCGUUCAAAAGGAAUUGUCUUUUAAAUUUUGUGAAAAUGAAUCGUUUAAAUGUUUUGCUGACAUUCAUUUGUGUUCUGAUGAUUCAAUGUCAUGCGGAUGGUACAGACAAUGAAAUACUGACAUUAUCCGAACGUCUUUUUGACCUUAGUACACCAAAUAUUUUCAAUCAGAUCACAGUGAAUCUUCAACGUCGCACAUAUUCAUCCGCGACAACCGAUGAUGCUCCUGCACCACUUUUGGGCAUAAGCAACGCCACAUUGGCCCGAGUACCAACAAUCGUGAAGUUGCAAACACUUUACGACAACUAUGAACUGGAUACGAUGACCGUUGAGGAUGUUACAGCGGCCGAAUUGCGGGAAGAGGACGAAUUUCUCAAUAAAAUUCUAGACACAGAAGUUAUGAAGGCCGCUAUGAACUAUCUACAAAUAAAAGGUGCUGUAAGAUCUGAUCGUGCAAGUCAACGAAAUCUACUGAAGACAAUUUGGUUUACGAUGUAUUCACGAGGCGGUGGCAAAAUCGGAAGUUGUGGCUUUGAACACGUUUUCAUGAAUGAAAUCAAAAAUACUGAAAUUUCCGGAUUGCACAACUGGAUUUAUUUCUACAAACAAGAGCAGGACAGCCACCAUGAUGUCGAUUACAAAGGGUACAUGAAAUCACUUCAUUUGGGAAAUAAAGCACAAAUUAUCAAGUACAGAGUGAGCUACAAAAAUAAGAAUAAACCGGUGAAUACAAUGUUUAUCGGAACACUUCCAGAGCUUGAAAUGUCGCUCUACACCGUUUGCCAUGUGAUGAGAAAAUCAAAAUGCGAUAUUUCACUCAGCGGGAAAAAAAUCACAAUUAGAACGUAUCCAUUUUUCUACCGAGGGAAUCGAUUGAUUGGCAGCGCUUACCCGGAAUUUUAGAACACAAAUUAAUCAUAAUGCUAAAUCAUAAAUAUUUAAUUUGAAUCGAACCGAAUCAUAAGAACUUUAUAGGUCAGAAACAGAGCUGUUACGAUACUUGUAUAUAUCUAAUGUGCCAUAUAGUAGUACAAAUAGUCUUUUCGGCCGUCUUUGACAUUUUACCAACUUCUAUUCAUCUAUUCGAUUGAUUGCAAUGCACAAAAUUGGAACUAAGAAACAAAUAUCAUGAACAGAAUGUACGGCAAAUCUUCAUUGAAUGUAUUUACAUCAUAAAUAGUUUCUUAUGUGUGAAUAAAAUGAGAUAAUCAAGAGAUUUGAGUGACGGCAUAUCCCAGGAUAAACUGAAUCUUUGUACCGUUGUAAUAUAUCAAAUUGUUGUAGUGCGAUUCGUCAUUCUUUCGAUUAAUUGGCAGAUGAAAUUAUAACCGUUUUCCGUUCCGAAUGCUUUUCCGGAUUCAAAAAAUCCAUUUCGAUCGAUCAACACAAAGAUAUUUGCAUAAUUUUUCGGUCAGUUGAUUAUAAUUUUGUCCAUAGUUUUACGCCUUGUAGGCAAUUUUGAGAUAAAUACAGUUUUGAAAAAUUAUGGCUGGGCUUAAAAUUAAAGCCAAAGCACUUGGAAUGAAUAUUAAAAUUAGGAGAAAGCUGUUCUGGCAAGUGUUAUACAUACCAUUGACGAUGAAAUGAAGUAUAAGCAUGUUUAUUAUUUAAAUUUCCAAUUCUAUUAUUGAAAUGUUCUA
Sitodiplosis mosellana (orange wheat blossom midge) is the source of this 2149-nucleotide messenger RNA. Its product is annotated as endoribonuclease CG2145-like. The record is from RefSeq and is a predicted model, not a curated record. Lineage: Eukaryota; Metazoa; Arthropoda; Insecta; Diptera; Cecidomyiidae. The coding region runs from base 546 to 1412 and encodes 288 amino acids. The transcript has 5 exons. Gene Ontology annotation, molecular function: RNA endonuclease activity.